Marchantia polymorpha subsp. ruderalis is the source of this 1783-nucleotide messenger RNA. The record is from the annotation of a GenBank genome assembly. Lineage: Eukaryota; Viridiplantae; Streptophyta; Marchantiopsida; Marchantiales; Marchantiaceae.
GAACAUGAUUGGGGAUCUCGACGAAGCAAGUCGUCGGGGCGCGAGAGAACAGGUUCAUGUCCUUUCUGCCGCUGCUGCUGCUCCCGCUCCCGCUGCCAUUGCUGCUGUUCAGCUGAUGGCCGAUGUGGUUCGCGAUUAGAAAUAGUAACGGCUGUUUUGUUUGAACGCGCGCCCGCUCGCAAGGGAGCACGGCUGCGGCGAGAAGUCGGACACCGAUUGAACGAGCGCCACGGGCCUUUAACAACGUGAGCCUUGAGGGGGACACUAGAGCCGGGGUCGACCCCUUGCAAUCGGCGUGGGUCUUCUUGCGUGGGUUGCCUGCGGUAGGGAAGCGGUUUAUCGAUUGAUUGCAGGAAGUGAUUGAAGCGCACUUUGGGAUCCGGUGCGGAAAGUGGAGGAGUUGUUGUGCGAGGUGUGGAAAGCUUGUGUGUACAGCUGGGAAUCAGAGUGUGGGACGGUCUGUGGAGGAGGAGGAUAUGGAGCGAGGAGGGAGAGACGGACAGAAUAUCGCUAGGGAUGCGCUCACCAUCGAUGAAGCGUGCGCAUACACUGACAGAAUGGAAGUGCCCGGGGCAAGGGGGAGGAUACCCGAAGAAAUUCUGCAAGAAAUCUUCUCUAGAAUGCCAUACCCGGAAAUCGUGAAAAUUCGUGAGGUUUCCAAGGUUUGGAACACGUAUUUUCUGAAUGAGUUGAAGCCGAACUUGCCAGCGAUCGAGCCCGCAGUGAAUGAGGCGACUCCGUUUUCAACGUGGGCUAAGUACUGCCCUUAUCUUUACGACAACCACAUGGAGUCGAUGUGCUUUCCAUGGGCUAGGUAUCGCCAGUAUAUGUACGAGAAUCAGCUGGAAAUUGACUCAGACUCAGAUGCUCGCUGAUCUCAGAUUACGAUGUGGAAAGCAGUUUUGGGCCCUAAACCAACAGGACGCUCGAUAUUAUAGAUCGGCGUGGAGGUCGAGAUUCAGUCACUGGGCUGCUUUGGCAGUGUAGAAAUCGGCUGCUGCGGGAAUGUUGCUUUGGCUAUCCACCCGAUGAUCUACCGGGUUUUUUUGAGUUCCAUCCCCAUCAGCAGAAAUGACAAGGUGUCUGGACCAUUCCUUUACCCUCAAUUCGCCAGCAUUUUUUGAUAUCAUCUCCAUGGACAGGAACAGAUUCGUAGUUGAACUUUCUCCUCACCCUGAUUUCUCCUGGGGUUUUUUGAGUUCCACUCCUUUCACAGGAUCGAUAUGGUACUUGAACUAUUUUCUUAGCCCUGGAUCCAACGGGGUUUUUAGGUACCACUAAUUAAAACAAGCAGCUUGUAUUUUCAAGUAUCUUUGUACAGCUGAGCAGCCUUCAUAUACUCUGCUUAAAAAAUAUAAUUGUCGAUCUUAUUUAGAAUAUGUUGGGUUCGAUUCGGUCAGUUUCGUUCUCAGCUAGACAAUUGAAAGUUGGACUUUGUUAUGAUCGCGAUGCUUUCGCUAAAUACGCUGAGGAUAAGAUUUCAUUCGUUUUGCCGCAUUAGGUGAAUUGAAGCUCCUGGAUGGUUUGUACUAUCAGUGUCCAGUGAACUUGCUCUCCAAUAUCUGAUUCCUUCCACAGUUGAGAAAAUCGGGACAGAUUGCAUAGGCAGCCGAGCCAUUCUUCUCUAGACACUAUCAAGAUUUGGGUCUCCCAGCUGUACCUAGAAGGAACAUGUGGCACAUGAGAGAUGCGAUUCAUGAGAGUCGAAGGGUGAACGGCCCUAUGAUCUUCCUGUGGUUUCUGCGACGAUUGGAAUAAAGUCCUUAUGUUUUUCAGAAUAGAU